ACAUUCAGUCCGUAGAUGAACGCGCGCGCCGAACGCACGCGGCCGAAGCGCGGCAAACGAUGUCUAUGACUUAAAAAAAAAACAAAAAGGACUACAGAUGAAGUUGUAUUCAGCCAGUAACAUAAGUGCGUUCAUGUGGAACCAAGGGAUUCUGUAAUAACUUUUAACGCGACCUCGCCAUGUGGCGCGCCGUGCAGGUCGUGCACGUGCUCCUCGCGCUGACGUGCGUGCGCGCACAGAAUCGCGUCGUGGACGUCAGCACGACUUGCGACCGCGGCUCUUUCACUGUGUCACUGGAAAUGGCGCAGCCGUUCAAAGGGUUACUGUUCAGCAAGGACUUCUCGAGGGAGUGUAGAGUGCAAGGCAACCACAAAACGAAGGUGUCUCUCCACCUACCGACGAACGCAUGCGGCGUGAGGAGCUCCACCCUAAACACGACCAGCGACGACCAGCUGUACUAUACGGUGGAGCUGGUCGUGCAGAUGGACCGCAUGUUACAGCAGUCCACUGAUCAGGAGCUUGUGGUCAGGUGUAAACUGCAGCCGCGUGCGGUUCGUAUCAACAGUUCAGCUCUCGAGGGAGUCAUCAACUCUAAACUACGAGAAAUGAUCGGGCAGGAAGCUAAAAAGACGAGGACCGGCCGCAACCGCCAAGGCUGGGUGAAUCCAGCUGAGAUGGAGCAGCGUGAAUGGCUACUAGAGUCAGCUCGGGCUUGGAUGGAGCUAGUCCCAGCUUCGCCAACUAGUGAACCCGCCACGGUCGAGGUGGGGCAGCCGACGAAGCUGCUGAUCCAGUGCACGCUGCCUGUUGGAGUCGGUCUCCGCAUAACCAACUGCGUAGCUCACGACGGCCUCGGGGAGGCCUCCCAGAAACUCCUCGACGAGGCGGGCUGUCCCAUUGAUGAGUCCAUUUUCUCGACCCCCUCCAUCCAUCGCCACAAGAAAGGGACGGAGAUAGAUUUCGCAGAUCUGGAACCGGUGGACCCACAGCGAAACCUAGACGAAAACUUCAAUCUCAAACAGGCCAAAACCGACCCAGAACUGAUGUUCAAAAACAUAAUGACGUACCAACACGCUAUCACCACUUUCGCCGCCUUCAAAUUCCCUGAUCGAGCAAAACUACAUCUAACAUGCGGCAUAGAAUUAUGUAAAGGAAAAUGUCCAGUGGUGGAUUGCAAAGCUUUGCAAAGGCCUCAACAGACGAGGGAGGGGUUAUUGAGAAAGGCGAGAUUAGACAAAGACGCUAAAGGAGUUGUUAUUGAUAGAUUGGAGGUGUAUAACAGCAUUGAGGUGUUGGCGCCUAAUAUUGAGUUGGAGGAUGAGGCUUCUAUAAGAGGCUCACGAAGAAUCGAAAGCGAAGAGGACGAUCUCAUCCGUGGCUUCUCACCGGGCGACAAGACCAUCUGCCUCUCGCCCGGCAAAAUGGCUCUCGCCUUCUGCGUUUUAGGGGUCAUAUUCCUAUGCGCGAUCGCCGUAGCCUUCGUCUCGCUAAUUAGAGCGAGAAGGCGUCUGGGCAGGGAGCCGAUGCAUACAUCCCUCUCUUUCUACACGGGUAGCAAGAGCAUGUUCUCGUCUAGUGAGAGCUCCAGUUCUGGAUUGAGUGGUAGCAAGUUGUUGCUCACUGAUAGCCCGUAUUUAGAUCAUCAUUCGUCUUCAAGCAAUAAUUGGCCAUAUUCUAGAGCGUUUUAAACGUCUAGGCAGGGAGCCGCUGCAUACAUCCCUCUCUUUCUAAACGGGUAGCAAGAGCAUGUUCUCGUCUAGUGAGGGACCCAGUUCUGGAUUGAGUGAUAGCACGUUAUUGCUCACAGAUAGCCUGUAUUUAGAUUAUCAUUUGUCUUCAAGCAAUAAUUAGCCAUAUUCCUGUGCGUGAUCGCCGAAUCUUUCGUGUCGCUAGUCAGCGCCAAGGCGCCUAGGCAGGGAGCCGCUGCAUACAUCCCUCUCUUUCUAAAUGGGUAGCAAGAGCAUGUUCUCGUCUAGUGAGAGACCCAGUUCUGGAUUGAGUGAUAGCAAGUUAUUGCUCACAGAUAGCCUGUAUUUAGAUCAUCAUUUGUCUUCAAGCAAUAAUUAGCCAUAUUUCAUUUCAUUCAUUUAUUGCAUCCAUGGUUACAUUAGGUGUUACAUAGUAAUGGUAUGCUUCACAUGGACCCUGAUAGGGCACAGCAAUAGUCUUAAAUCUAAAUUAUGCUAGGUAUUAAUAUUAUUAUUAUAUUCCUGUGCGUGAUCGCCGAAUCUUUCGUCUCGCUAGUCAGAGCGACAAGGCGCCUAGGCAGGGAGCCGUUGCAUACAUCCCUCUCUUUCUAAACGGGUAGCAAGAGUAUGUUCUCGUCUAGUGAGAGCUCCAGUUCUGGAUUGAGUGAUAGCAAGUUAUUGCUCACAGAUAGCCUGUAUUUAGAUCAUCAUUUGUCUUCAAGCAAUAAUUAGCCAUAUUCCUGUGCGUGAUCGCCGAAUCUUUCGUCUCGCUAGUCAGAGCGAGAAGGCGCCUAGGCAGGGAGCCGCUGCAUACAUCCCUCUCUUUCUAAACGGGUAGCGAGAGCAUGUUCUCGUCUAGUGAGAGCUCCAGUUCUGGAUUGAGUGCCAGCAAGCUAUUGCUCACAGAUAGCCGGUAUUUAGAUCAUCAUUCGUCUGCAAGCAAUAAUUAGCCAUAUUCUAGAGCGUUUUGAGGUUUCUUUGCGUGGAACGAUAUUGGUUUAAUUUGUCCAGUUGAUAUAUAAUUGAAUGUGAAGACAAAAUUUGAAAUACAAAAUGAAAGACUGUAUCGGAGAAGAUCGAUUUGGACUUUGGUAUAACCAUAAAAAGUAAAUACAUAAAGUCAGGUGACAAGCAAAACUCACUAAUUACUAAAAAAUAAUUAAACAAAAGUCAACCUUAUUUUAGUAGUUAUAUGGUUCGUUAUGGCUAUAACUUGUGGUGGUAAUUAGUGAGUUUUGCUUGUUACCUGCGAUAAUAGAACUAUUUACAACUUACAACAUCUCAUCUCGCGGGUUCAAACCCCGGCUCGUACCAAUGAGUUUUUCGGAACUUAUGUACGAAAUAUCAUUUGAUAUUUACCAGUCGCUUUUCGGUGAAGGAAAACAUCGUGAGGAAACCGGACUAAUCCCAACAAGGCUUAGUUUUACCCUCUGGGUUGGAAAGUCAAAUGGUAGUCGCUUUCGUAAAAACUACGCCAAAUCUUGGGAUUAGUUGUCAAAGCGGACCCCAGGCUCCCUUGAGCCGUGGCAAUAUGCCGGGACAACGCUAGGAAGAAAGAACAUUAAUAAAAUGAAAUUUGGUAUGGAUCACACAGUUUUUACUGUAGUUUACUUUUUAUACCUAAUAAAAGAUAUUAAGUCAGAUCUCGGCUAGAUAUCUUCCUAUGCCUGUAAGAUGUUCUAUCUAUUGAGUCUGUUUUUUCCAAAGACUUAAUUUUCACUUGUAACAAUAAUAUUUUGAAAAGAAACGGUUACUUAGCCGAAAUAUAGCUGUAGAAAGGCAAUACGUAACGUAGGUAUAUAGAAUUUAUAAACGACAACGAUGAAUAUAUAUACUUUUUUUUUAUUUGGUGCUAUCCUAACUUUUUUUAAAGACCUAAAGCUAAUAAAAUGUCGGUAAAUUUUACACUCGAAACUGUGAGACUUUCUACUAUUACCUCCACAGGUUUUUAAUAUAGUUUUGGUACUUCCUAUUUUUAUUUAUUAUUAGUUAGUAAGCUAUGAAUAUGUAAUUUGAGGAGGUGCUUUUGGCUACGACUUGUUAUAAGUCUUGAAACAUUGUCUUUGACAUUUCAAGCAAACAUUUUCUAGUUUUUUUAUGGUUGGUUGUGGGAUUUAGUUUAAUAUAAAAUUCAUUAGCACUUCCUCGAGGUUAAAUAUGAAAUACAUAUAACCUAAGCAAUAAUUAGUACAUACUUAUAACUACAAUAGUUGAUGCCUAGACAACUACAUUUGUAUUUAUUUUAUUUGUGAUAUAUUCUUAUUAAAGGCGAUGGAUGUUUUUUAUACCUUUACAAGUUUCUAUUAAAUUAAUAAAUGGAACAAUACAA
This is a messenger RNA of Cydia pomonella (codling moth), 4017 nucleotides long. RefSeq lists its product as uncharacterized. NCBI's taxonomy places the organism in Eukaryota, Metazoa, Arthropoda, Insecta, Lepidoptera, Tortricidae. The transcript is spliced from 8 exons. The record is from RefSeq and is a predicted model, not a curated record. The coding region runs from base 180 to 1688 and encodes 502 amino acids.